Bacidia gigantensis is the source of this 1251-nucleotide messenger RNA. RefSeq names its product RNA helicase (gene FAL1). NCBI's taxonomy places the organism in Eukaryota, Fungi, Ascomycota, Lecanoromycetes, Lecanorales, Ramalinaceae. Gene Ontology annotation, molecular function: mRNA binding; RNA helicase activity; ATP binding. Bases 1 to 1251 code for a protein of 416 amino acids. The record is from RefSeq and is a predicted model, not a curated record. Gene Ontology annotation, cellular component: catalytic step 2 spliceosome; nucleolus. The transcript is spliced from 3 exons.
AUGGCAGGAAUCGAUAAGAACAUAGACGAGAAAAUGGAGUUCUCAACCUCCAAGGAGGUUACAGUGGCGCCCACAUUCGAAACAAUGUCGCUGAAAGAGAAUCUCUUGCGAGGCAUAUAUGCGUACGGCUAUGAAUCUCCGUCCGCGGUACAGUCCAGAGCCAUCGUCCAGAUUUGCAAAGGUCGGGAUACCAUCGCCCAAGCCCAGUCGGGCACUGGGAAGACGGCCACAUUUAGUAUUGCCUGCCUUCAGGUCAUCGACACUGCGCUUCGUGAGACGCAAGCCUUGGUUCUUUCGCCGACAAGAGAAUUAGCGACGCAAAUACAGUCUGUGGUAAUGGCUUUGGGCGACUAUAUGAAUGUUCAAUGCCAUGCUUGCAUUGGAGGAACGAAUAUAGGAGAGGACAUACGCAAGCUUGACUACGGGCAGCACAUUGUUUCAGGAACCCCAGGAAGAGUAGCGGACAUGAUUCGACGCCGUAAUCUGCGUACGCGCAACAUCAAGAUCCUGGUUCUUGAUGAAGCGGACGAACUCCUCAAUCGUGGAUUUAGAGAGCAGAUUUACGACGUCUACCGCUAUCUUCCCCCAGCUACACAAGUGGUGGUCGUGUCGGCUACGCUGCCGUAUGAUGUGCUUGAUAUGACAACCAAGUUCAUGACAGAUCCUGUCCGAGUACUUGUAAAGCGUGACGAGCUGACCCUGGAGGGAUUGAAGCAAUACUUCAUCGCGGUCGAAAAGGAGGAAUGGAAAUUUGAUACGCUUUGCGAUCUUUACGAUACUCUCACUAUCACGCAAGCAGUGAUCUUUUGUAAUACACGCCGCAAGGUGGAUUGGUUGACGGACAAGAUGCGGGACGCAAACUUCACAGUGUCUUCUAUGCACGGAGAGAUGCCUCAAAAGGAAAGGGACAGUAUUAUGCAGGAUUUUCGUCAAGGCAACUCUCGUGUCUUGAUUUCGACAGAUGUCUGGGCUCGAGGGAUCGACGUUCAACAAGUGUCCCUAGUGAUUAAUUACGACUUACCAAGUAAUCGCGAGAAUUACAUCCAUCGGAUUGGUAGAAGUGGACGAUUCGGGAGGAAAGGUGUUGCGAUCAACUUUGUGACAAGUGAAGAUGUCCGAAUUCUGCGUGACAUUGAAUUGUAUUACUCGACCCAGAUUGACGAGAUGCCGAUGAACGGUCUGUCUCAAUUCCAAUGCACCACUUCCGUUGCUGUGCUGACUCCAUUUGUAGUGGCCGACUUGUUGACCUAG